Cololabis saira (Pacific saury) is the source of this 1707-nucleotide messenger RNA. Its product is annotated as placenta-specific gene 8 protein-like. The record is from RefSeq and is a predicted model, not a curated record. Gene Ontology annotation, biological process: positive regulation of transcription by RNA polymerase II. The transcript is spliced from 3 exons. The coding region runs from base 146 to 460 and encodes 104 amino acids. Lineage: Eukaryota; Metazoa; Chordata; Actinopteri; Beloniformes; Belonidae.
AGCGGAUAACUCAGACUCAGUUUCCACAUUGUUUGAUGUUCAAAAGAAGGGAGAUUUACGUAGAUCUCUGAGUUUCUGAGAGCCUGUGUUUCAGUGAUAAGAACAAACUGUUUUCAUCCCGCAGAAAGACGUUUUUAUCCUGAUCAUGGCUGUGACCAACCAACCGGGGACAUAUGCACCCUCUGAUUUCCAGACGGGCCUACUUGACUUCUGCGAUGACUGUGGAACCUGCUGCUAUGGAUAUUUCUGCUUCCCAUGCCUCGGCUGCUCCAUCGCCAGUGCCAUGGACGAGUGCUGCCUGUGCGGUAUAGGCAUGCCCAUCAGGAGCGUGUACAGGACCAGAUACAACAUCAGAGGGUCGAUGUGUAAGGACUACCUGGCCUCCACGUUCUGCCUCCUCUGCUCCACCUGCCAACUGAAGAGAGAUAUCGACCUCCGGAAGGAGCAGGGCAUCUUUUGAGAGGGUGAAGGCCGGCUCUAGGAUUUUGAUGUCCCUGAACAAGAUUUUGUUUGUGGCCUCAACGCCCUCCAAGCUCAAACGCCAAAUCACACACACUUCUGACAAAUGACUAAACAGACAGAUGGACGAAUUCAUUACAAAUCAAUUACUUCAUUUGGAACUAAAAAAUAUUUUUCACAAAAUAAAAAAAUGAAUAAUGAAUUUCUGUGAAUCUUUACUGCUUUGUAUGACAAAUACUGCCCUUUAAGAACUGUUAAGACAAAAAAAUACGUAAAUAAGCCAUGGAUUACCAAAGGUUUAAAAAACUUUUUGUACAAGCAAUUUAUAAAUUCAAGAACUAAAGGGGCAGAGGCAAAAUAUAAGAAAUAUAAAAUUAAAUUGACCAGCAUAAUGAGACAACAGAAAAAAAUUAUUAAAAUAAACAAUUAAUUCAGAAUAGAAAUGAUAUUGAAUAACAUAAUUCACAGCACAGCCUCUGACCUGGGACUUUCUGAACUUCAUUGAUUCAUUCAGUUUUACACAAGCCGUCUCCGGUUCAACUCAUGAAAAAGGCCACACACUUGAUCUUGUGUUAUCCUAUGGUGUUUCUGUAUCUGUGAAUGAAAUCUGUGCCAUGUCUUUCUCCGACCACUCCCCUAUUCUGUUCUCUGUAUCAGUUGCACAAAGAUGCGAGAUCACAUCCCCCCGGUCCUUGCAUCACUCCACUCCCCAUCCGCUACCGUAUUAACUUCAAACUUCUGACCGCUUAAAAAUCCCUCCACGGCCUGUCCCCACAUACCUGUCUGAUAUUCUCCACCACCACAUCCCAUCUAGAGCACUCCGGUCAGCCGACCAACUGUUGUUGGAAGUGCCCAGGACCAGGCUUAAAACCAGGGGGGACAGAGCCUUCGCUGUGGCAGCCCCCAGACUCUGGAACUCCCUCCCCCUACACAUCCGGGCAGCCCAGUCUUUACAUAUUUUUAAAUCUCAGUUAAAGACCCACCUUUUUUCCCUUUUCCCCCAUUAGUGUCUUUUUAUAUUGUCUUAUUCAGACUUUGUCUUAGCCCUUUUCUUGUCCCUUUUUUAUGUCUUCGCUUUUUAAGCACUUUCUGUGAAGCGGCUGAGCCGUUUGUUUAUGUGCUAUACAAAUAAAAUGUGACUUUGACUUUGAUAAUUAAAGGUGAAGCAGUUAAAUCUGACUAUCCUGAUUACUUUAACACUUUAACAUGAAAUCUGUCAAUACAAAAAUAAAAUCUACUGUCAAUAAA